AACCAGUUUGGUUGCUAAGUGUUUAUCAUCAGCAGCUCUAUGAGUGACCGAGCGAGUGAAGGAAAGGAUCAGACCCAGUCGGACUUUAGGCGAGUGAACAUCUGACAAGAGGAAGCUUCUUACCUCGGCAGCAUCAACAGAUUACAGGACCUGUUUUCUCUGUGAUAUGCAGCUGUAGAGAUAAUUAAGAGAUGAUGAAUGGAGAAAUAGGGACCUCGAAGCUCUCAGUUGGUGAUAUGAUAAACACUGGAAUCAAAGAACCUGCAGCCAACCUAAUGCAAGAUGAGAAGAUUGUCGCAGCCACAAUUCACUUGGAUCACCUCAGUAAAGAUGAAGUCCAGAAAUUACUCAACAUCAUUCAGCCUUAUGAUGAGAACCUUGAAAUUAAGACCAAAAGCGAUGCACAUGCUGGAGUGAGACUGGGUGAUUUGUUUUUUAAGGGUGAAACUCCAAAACUUCAAGCCCCAUCAGCUGGCAUCCAUGGGUCGAAUGGGAGUUAUAGUCUCCCAGGUGUUAAAGGUGACCUCGCAGCUCCAUCGGUGAAUGGAGAAGUUCCACAUGUGUAUCUAAAGGGUUCCGCACCUGAGGUGACAGUUGGGGACAAAGGCAAGUUCAGGAUGCCAGCCUUCGGUAUGACAGGGCCGAAACUUAAAGGUGCUAAUCUAGACGGCAGCAUCUCUUCUCCAACACUGAACUCUCCAGACGUUGCUGCAGAGCUCAAGACACCAGAACUAUGCUCUGAACCUCCGAAGUUUAAGAUGCCAAACUUUCAGGGUAGUUCCCCUGAUAUAGAUGUGAAUUUACCAAAUGGUCCCAGUCUAAAUACACAACUCUCAGAUGUUGACAUUGGUGCACCCUCUGGAAAAAUCAAAUUGCCCAAAGCAAACUGGGGUAUCUCAAAACCUCAUGUAAAUACACCAGAAGCUGACCUGUCUGCUCCAAAUGUUAAAGCUGGCAUCAAGACCCCUGGUGUAGAUGUGAAUUUACCUGAAGCUAAGAUUAGCAAUCCUGAAGUUGGCAUUGAUACCCCAAAUUUUUCCACAGACAGCCCAUCUGCUAAAUUUAAAUGGCCCAAAUUCAAGAAACCCAAGGGAAAAGUGAAAGGGCAGUUGGGGGACAUUGAUGCAAAUGUGAAUACUCCAGAACUCAAUUUGUCAGCCCCUAAAGUGAAUGCAGACAUCAAUGCACCAAACGUUGAUAUUGAUGUCCCAGAUGUUGAUCUUAAUGCUCCAAAAGUAAAUAUUGAUGCCCCAUCUGGAAAAUUAAAGUUUCCCACUCUCAAGCAACCAAAGCUUAACUUGAAUAAACCAAAGGUGGAAGGGCCCAAUUUUGGUGCAGACAUUAAGACACCAGAUAUGGAUGUAGAUAUGAAUUUGCCCAAAGCUAAACUUGAAGGCCCAAACAUAGACGCCAAAGUACCAAAUGUCAAACUCUCUGCACCAAAAGUAGAAGGUAAUAUCGAUACACCAGACCUAGACAUCAAAACUCCAAAUGUAGACCUAAAAUCUGAAGCAGCACCCAUUAAAUUCAAGCUACCAAAGCUGCGGAAAAUAAAUGCCUCUAGUGCGAAAGUCAAAGGACCAGACAUAGAUGCUGAUCUUAAUGUCCCAGAUGUUGAUGUUAAUGGAGAUGUAAAUCUGAAAACUCCCAAAGUUGAUGCCCCAUCUGUAAGAGGAAAGAAGCCACAUAUUAAGCUACCUAAAUUUAGUCUUACUGGGCCAAGAGUAAAAUCACCAAAAGUUGAUGCAAAUUUGCAAACACCCAAUGUAGAUGUAAACCUACCAUCAGGAGAACUCAAAGGGCCUAAGCUGGACUUAAAAGCACCAAAGAUUGAUGGUUCCUUAGCUGUUCCAGAUGUCGAUUUGCCCAAAGCUGAGCUGAAAAAUCCAAAUCUUAACCUUCAUGCAAAAUCACCAGAUCUCAACCUGUCUCCUCCAGAUGUAGAUCUAAACUUACCAAAAGGAGAAAUCAAAGGCCCUGAUGUGGAUUUACAUACUCCGGAUGCCAACAUUCAUGCACCAUCUGGAAAAUUUAAGAAGCCAAACCUCAAGCUGCCCAAAUUCAACCUCACUGGACCAAAGGUCAAGGGACCAAAUCUUGAUGCAGAACUAAAUGGCCCAAACAUAGACAUGGAUCUACCUAAAUCAGAUCUCAAAGGACCUGAUCUUAACCUGAGGGCACCAAAUGUUGACCUUUCUAGUCCAGAUGUAGACCUGAGCUUGCCAAAGGGUAGUCUUCAAGGCCCUAACAUAGACCUGAAGGUCCCAGAUGCUGACAGUGCUGCACCUUCUGUAAAAUUAAAUAAGCCAAACCUCAAGCUGCCCAAAUUCAACCUCUCUGGACCAAAGGUUGAAGGACCAAAUCUUGAUGCCGAACUAAAUGCCCCAAACAUAGACAUGGAUUUACCUAAAGCAGAUCUCAAAGGACCUGAUCUUAACUUGAGGACACCAAAUCUUGACCUUUCUAGCCCAGAUGUAGACCUAAGCUUGCCAAAAGGAAGUAUUCAAAGCCCAAAUAUAGAUAUGAAGGUUCCAGAUGCCAACAUUGAUGCACCUUCUGUUAAAUUCAAGAAACCGAACCUCAAACUGCCCAAAUUCAACCUCUCUGGGCCAAAGAUCAAGGGACCAAAUCUUGAUGCCGAACUAAAUGCCCCAAACAUAGACAUGGAUCUACCUAAAGCAGAUCUCAAAGGACCUAAUCUUAACCUAAGGGCACCAAAUGUUGACCUUUCUAGCCCAGAUGUAGACCUGAGCUUGCCAAAGGGAAGUAUUCAAAGCCCAAAUAUAGAUAUGAAGGUUCCAGAUGCCAACAUUGAUGCACCUUCUGUUAAAUUCAAGAAACCAAACCUUAAACUGCCCAAAUUCAACCUCACUGGGCCAAAGAUCAAGGGACCAAAUCUUGAUGCCGAACUAAAUGCCCCAAACAUAGACAUGGAUCUACCCAAAGCAGAUCUCAAAGGACCUGAUCUUAACCUAAGGGCACCAAAUGUUGACCUUUCUAGCCCAGAUGUAGACCUGAGCUUGCCAAAGGGAAGUAUUCAAAGCCCAAAUAUAGAUAUGAAGGUCCCAGAUGCCAACAUUGAUGCACCUUCUGUAAAAUUACAGAAGCCAAACCUCAAGCUGCCCAAAUUCAACCUCUCUGGACCAAAGGUCAUGGGACCAAAUCUGGAUGCAGAACUAAAUGCCCCAAACAUAGACAUGGAUCUACCCAAAGCAGAUUUCAAAGGACCUGAUCUUAACCUAAAGGCACCAAAUGUUGACCUUUCUAGCAAAGAUGUAGACCUGAGCUUGCCAAAGGGAAGUCUUCAAGGCCAUGAUUUAGAUUUGAAGGUCCCAAAUGCUAACAUUGAUGCACCUUCUAUAAAAUUUAAGAAGCCACAUCUUAAAACUCCCAAUUUAAACCUCUCUGGACCAAAGCUUAAUGAGCCUAACCUGAAUGCCAGUGAAGAUCUGGAUGUUGAUCUAAACCUACCAAGGGCUAAAAUCAGUGCAUCCGACGUUGAUAUGAAAUUACCCAAAGCUGACAUUAAAGGUCCUGAUGUAGAAGUUAUGACUCCAGACUCUGGAAAAUUUAAAUUGUUUACUCUCAAAAAAUCUAGUACCAAAGUAAAGACACCUGACGUUGAUAUCAAUCCAUCAGUGAAAAAUCCAGACCUCAGCCUGUUAGCUCCAAGCAUUGAUGCAGAUGUUAAAGCUCCAGAUGCCAGUGUGAACUUACCUACAGCUGAUCUCAAAGGUCCCAGUGUUGAUGUAGAUGCCCCUAAAGCAAAGCUCAAAUUUCCAACACUGAAAAAAUUUAAUUUUUCUGGUCCAAAAGUAAAAUCUGCUGAAUUCGAUGAACCUGACCUGAGCUUGUCAGCCCCCAAAGUUGAGAGCCCUACUGUCGAUUUGAGUUUACCCAACGUAGCUGUUAAUGCCGAACCUAUAGAUGUCAGUGCUGAUGCAGAUGUAAAACUUCCAAAAAAUCUGCCCGUGUUCAAGACACACCGACUUCCCAACAGCAGAUUUGAUGAUCUCGCACAAGAAGCUACUGAAGCCCUUGACAUGAACAACAGCCCCUUUAAAACAGAGACACAGGCUGGGACCUUCUCAGUUCCCACCAUCCCAAGGGUGAAAGCUGCAUGGAAAACAUCCUCGGGAACUCUCAAUUCCAACGGACCUACACAAUCCAUAGAUGUCAGAGAAAGAUUACGACUUUUUACAACUCGUUCCACACACGAUCUCACUGCGCCUUCUGUUGACGCUUCAGUGAGCACUGAACUUCCAGACAGUCCUGCAAAAGUAAAACGAGGAACAUUUAAAAUAACGAAUCCUGACUCGGAGAAGGACUAUCCGAUAGUGAACUCAACCCGCAAAGAAGAUAAACUUUCUCUCAGUCUUAACAACAUGCUUGGUUUAAGCACAGAUUCAGAUACAGAGAAUUAGCUUCAAGUCUUAAAAAUUACCCAUCUAUAAUUAUAAAAUAAUUAUUUUUAUUACAUUUCUUUUGUUUACAUAACAAUAAUGCUGGUCCUAAAUUCAGUUUAUUACUAGACAUAAAUAUAAGGGAAAAUCUUUAUGACCAGAACCAAGAAUUUCGUAGAAUUAUGUAAAAAAAUUAAGAAAAAAUUUAAAGUUUGUAUUUACAUGGGUGAAGUUUAAUAUAUUGUCAUAUAUAAAUCCUAUAAUUAUUUUGUAUAGUGUUAUUUUGU
Messenger RNA from Clarias gariepinus (North African catfish), 4690 nucleotides. RefSeq names its product neuroblast differentiation-associated protein AHNAK. The record is from RefSeq and is a predicted model, not a curated record. Gene Ontology annotation, biological process: regulation of RNA splicing. The transcript has 5 exons. Gene Ontology annotation, cellular component: cytoplasm; nucleus. Lineage: Eukaryota; Metazoa; Chordata; Actinopteri; Siluriformes; Clariidae. The coding region runs from base 192 to 4424 and encodes 1410 amino acids.